AUGUCGAAACAACAGAAGAAUGAGUUUGAGACAUAUAAAAACGCCAGACGAGAAUUCGUCAGGUAUGUUGCCGAGGAGGCCUCACGCCCAGCUAAUAUUCCAUCACUUAUUGAGCGUGAUGUUCUUUCUUUAUUAAGACCACUCCUUCUCGAUAACUACUCUGCAAUCCAGCAAACAGCAGCUUUAGCUAUUGGCCGUCUUGCCAAUGGUAGCGAACAAAUUGCAACAAAGGUCGUCGAUGCUGGUAUUUUACCAGAAAUUGUUACAGGCCUCUCAUCCCAGGACAAAUACAUCAUGCAAAAUUCCUGCUUCGUCAUCCGUACAAUUGCAAAGCAUUCUGAUGCUCUUGCCCAAAAGUGCGUUGAUGCUAAGGCUCUCGAUCCACUCGUAAAGUGCCUUGAACAAGAUAACUCCAAGGUUCGUGAAGCUGCUGCUUGGGCCCUCGGCUUUAUCGCCAGCCACAAGCCAGAGCUCGCUCAGGCCGUCGUCAACGCCAAUUCAAUUCAAUCUCUUAUUACAGCUGUUCAGGAGCCAGAACUUUCCCUCAAGCGUAUUGCUGUCUGCACAUUGGGCGAUAUUGCUAAGCACAACCCAGAAUUAGCUCAGUGCGUCAUUGAUGCCCGCGCAAUUCCAACAAUUGCUCCACUCCUCAAGGAUUCCGAUGCCAAGCUCAAGCAGCAAGUCUGCACAACACUUGCUCACAUCGCAAAGCACUCUGUCGAUAGCGCAGAACUCGUUGUUGAAGCCGAAAUCUUCCCAGCAGCUAUGAAUUGCCUUCGUGAUAAGGAUGCUGGCGUUCGCAAGGCUGCCUCCGUCCUCAUCCGCCAGACAGUUUCUCAUACAAUCGAACUUGCUCAGCUCGUCAUUCGCUUUGAUGGCGCUGCAGCUCUUGUCGACUUCCUCAAACCAGAACAACAGAACGAGCCACUCCAUGCAGUCAUUGCUAUCGGCUACAUUGCAACAUAUUCUCAAGCUCUUGCCACAUCUUUAAUUCAGGCAAACGCUCCAUCAGCAGUACUCAACGUUUUUACAACAACAAAGAACGAAUCUACACAAGCAAUGGCCGCCUGGGCUCUUGGUCAGCUCGGCAGCCAUUCUCCAGAGAAUGCAGCCAAACUUGCAUCUCUUAACGUUCUUUCUCUCCUUCUUGAAGCCCACAACAGCAAGGGCGCAUCAGACGAUCUCAAACUCAGAACAAAACGUGCUCUUAAGGUUCUUAUCCAGCAGUGCAAUGAAAUCGAGGCUCUUCAGCCACUCAUUGAACCAGCUCCAGAGAAUAUCCUUAAGCAUGUCUUAGAGCAGAUUUCCAAGCUACUUCCAAAGAAUCCAAAGAUGCGUGUUCCAUUCGUUACAUCUGGCGGAUUCCAGGCUGUUCAGAAGAUUCCUGCUCAGCCAGGCACAAAGAUCAGGGAUUACAUCGACGCUAUCAACGCCGUAUUCCCAGAGCAGGCUGUUCACUUCUACUCACCUAAGUAUCCGGAUACUCUUCUCCAGGAGAUUGAUAACUACGAAGGCUAA
This is a messenger RNA of Trichomonas vaginalis G3, 1518 nucleotides long. Its product is annotated as sperm-associated antigen 6 family. NCBI's taxonomy places the organism in Eukaryota, Parabasalia, Trichomonadida, Trichomonadidae. The transcript has a single exon. Gene Ontology annotation, biological process: cilium movement. Gene Ontology annotation, cellular component: microtubule cytoskeleton. Bases 1 to 1518 code for a protein of 505 amino acids. The record is from RefSeq and is a predicted model, not a curated record. Gene Ontology annotation, molecular function: microtubule binding.